AUGCGUAAUCGUUAUAUUAUUAAUUGCGAAAUAUUGCGUAAACUAAUUAGCGCUGAACUAAACAAUACUUGCGAUGUCUUAAUAUUUUUGGUUUACAAUAAUUUGGAUUUUGCUAAAAAAUCGUUUAAAUCAAACAAAAAUCGUAGACAUUUAACAUUGUUUGCCAUAACUGGUCAUGCUAGUUUAGAUAGAAUUUAUUAUUACCAUGAUCCAUUUAGUCAAGAGUUGGCCACAAAGACACCGAACAAGUUUAUAGUUCAGACACAACUUUCCUUCACUAAUGAUAUUCGUAUGUCUUUUGGCCAACAAAUCAAUUCAUCCGAUUGUGUGGUCCGAGUGUUACGACAUGUCAAAAUGUGUUCAUUAAAUGUGCCAUUGAAUGAACUUAAUUGUAAAUUAAAUGAAAUCAAUUCAAAUCAAUUGAAAACAUCGGACAAUGAAUUGAAUAAAACUAAUUGUGUUUUGUAUGAACAAUACAAUGAUAUCAAUGAAAUUAAUGACAUAAUUAAUGGCUCCAAUAAUCAACAAAAAUGUUUGCCAUUAAAUCUAUACAAAUGUGAUGUCAAUGAUUGCAACAAAUUAUUUCGACAUAAAUCAAGUUUGAGUCAACACAAACGCAUACAUUUUGACGAAAAGCUAUUCAAAUGUGAUGUUAUAAGUUGUUACAAAUGUUUUACUUCAAAACGAUACUUAAAUCAACACAAAAUCGUACAUUCAAUGGAAAAACCAUUUAAAUGUGAUGUCGAUAAUUGCAAUCAAUUGUUUCGACAUAAGUCCAGUUUAAGUCAACACAAACGCAUACAUUUUGACGAAAAGCGAUUCAAAUGUGAUGUCAAUAAUUGUAACAAAAUAUUUGCUACAAAACGUCAUUUAAGUCAACAUAUUGUUAAACAUUCAGAUGAGAAGCCCUUCAAAUGUGAUGCAAAUGAUUGUAACAAAUUAUUUAGUCAUAAGUCAAGUUUGAUUAAACAUAAACACAAACAUUUGGAUGAAAAGUCAAUCAAUUGUGAUGACAACGAAAGGUACAAAAAGUUUGAAAUAAUAGAUGCAAAUGAAGACAAACUAAUAUAUUAUGGCGACAGACAUCUGAAAUAUCAUAAUUGA
Oppia nitens is the source of this 1104-nucleotide messenger RNA. RefSeq names its product zinc finger protein 813-like. The record is from RefSeq and is a predicted model, not a curated record. The transcript is spliced from 3 exons. Gene Ontology annotation, biological process: central nervous system development; regulation of transcription by RNA polymerase II. Gene Ontology annotation, cellular component: nucleus. The coding region runs from base 1 to 1104 and encodes 367 amino acids. NCBI's taxonomy places the organism in Eukaryota, Metazoa, Arthropoda, Arachnida, Sarcoptiformes, Oppiidae. Gene Ontology annotation, molecular function: DNA-binding transcription factor activity, RNA polymerase II-specific; RNA polymerase II cis-regulatory region sequence-specific DNA binding.